GAUGCGGGAGGCAGUGCGCGAGAGGCGGCGGGGAGUCUGCGGGGCGCCCUGACUGUCCCUGCACCCGGUUUCCUCCGACUCCUCUGCUCUGCCCCCUGGCUUCUGGCUUCUGCUCCCAGGUUUCUUCGAACACUCCCCCAGACACACGCACCUCCCGAUGGCAGAAGCUUUCCGCGGCUCUGGAGUCGCUUCUCAGCUGACGACCCUGUCGCUCCCGGGGCUGAGCCGGGUCCCUGGAUGUUGCUGAAACUCUGGAGAUCAUGCGCGGGUUUGGCUGCUGCUUCCCCGCCGGGUGUCCCUGCCGCCGCCGCCGCUCCUGCUGCCGCCGUCCGCGGGAUGCUCAGUAGCCCGCUGCGUGGCCCCCGCGAUCCUGUGUUCUUCCGAAGCGGUGUGCUGCUGCAGAGUUGCGCGAACUAGUCAUGGUGCUGUGGGAGUCCCCGCGGCAGUGCGGCGGCUGGACACUUUGCGAGGGCUUUUGCUGGCUGCUGUUGCUGCCGGUGAUGCUGCUCCUCGUAGUCCGCCCCGUGAAGCUCGCCGCCUUCCCUACCUCCUUAAGUGACUGCCAAACCCCCACCGGCUGGAACUGCUCCGGUUACGAUGACAGAGAAAACGAUCUCUUCCUCUGUGACACCAACACCUGUAAAUUUGAUGGAGAAUGUUUGAGAAUUGGAGACACUGUGACUUGUGUCUGUCAGUUUAAGUGUAACAGUGACUAUGUGCCGGUGUGUGGCUCCAAUGGGGAGAGCUACCAGAAUGAGUGUUACCUGCGGCAGGCUGCAUGCAAACAGCAGAGUGAGAUACUCGUAGUUUCUGAAGGAUCCUGUGCCACAGAUGCAGGAUCAGGAUCUGGAGAUGGAGUUCAUGAAGGUUCUGGAGAAACCAGUCAAAAAGAGACAUCCACCUGUGAUAUUUGCCAGUUCGGCGCAGAAUGUGAUGAAGAUGCUGAGGAUGUCUGGUGUGUGUGCAACAUUGACUGUUCUCAAACUAACUUCAAUCCCCUCUGUGCUUCUGAUGGGAAAUCUUAUGAUAAUGCAUGUCAAAUCAAGGAAGCAUCGUGUCAAAAACAAGAAAAAAUUGAAGUCAUGUCUUUGGGUCGAUGUCAAGAUAACACAACUACAACUACUAAAUCUGAAGACGGGCAUUAUGCAAGAACAGAUUACGCAGAGAAUGCUAACAAAUUAGAAGAAAGUGCCAGAGAACACCACAUACCUUGUCCAGAACACUACAAUGGCUUCUGUAUGCACGGAAAGUGUGAACAUUCCAUCAAUAUGCAGGAGCCAUCUUGCAGGUGUGAUGCUGGUUAUACUGGACAACACUGUGAAAAAAAGGACUACAGUGUUCUGUAUGUUGUUCCUGGUCCUGUACGGUUUCAGUAUGUCUUAAUCGCAGCUGUGAUUGGAACAAUUCAGAUUGCUGUCAUCUGCGUGGUGGUCCUCUGCAUCACAAGGAAAUGCCCCAGAAGCAACAGAAUUCACAGACAGAAGCAAAAUACAGGGCACUACAGUUCAGACAACACAACCAGAGCGUCCACGAGGUUAAUUUAAAGGGAGCAUGUUUCACAGUGACUGGACAACUAACAGCUUGGACUACACAAUACAGUAUUAUAGACAAAAGAAUAAGACAAAAGAUCUACACAUGUUGCCUUGCAUUUGUGGUAAUCUACACCAAUGAAAACAUGUACUACAGCUAUAUUUGAUUAUGUAUGGAUAUAUUUGAAAUAGUAUACAUUGUCUUGAUGUUUUUCUGUAAUGUAAAUAAACUAUUUAUAUCACACAAUAUAGUUUUUUCUUUAUCAUGUAUUUGUUAUAUAUAAUAAAUACUCAGUGAUGAGAAAAAAUGGCAUUCUCAAAUUUGCAGUAUUUCAUAACUGUAAAUAUAACUCAGCAAGUAAAAUCUGUAUAGGUUCCAGUAUUUCAUCUUUCCGCACAUCUUCAGAUGGCACAUUAGUUUGUAUAAAACUCAGUGGCUAGGUUUUGAGUGAUUCUAAGAUCAAGGGAAAUGAUGGUUAUUGGAAAAGAGAAAAAAUAAUUUGCUUUAUAUUGAGUGGGAAUAAAAUAUUUCAGAUCUCUGAAUCAUCUCUAUUUCAUCUACUUUCUUCCCUGGUCUUCCAUUUUCAUUCCCAGAGCAGAAAGAUCUCUGACAUAUAAAUUAAAUCAAAGGUGAAAGGGAGGGAAAAUGUUUUAUAACUCA
Molecule: messenger RNA, 2190 nt
Organism: Perognathus longimembris pacificus (Pacific pocket mouse)
Lineage: Eukaryota; Metazoa; Chordata; Mammalia; Rodentia; Heteromyidae
Gene: Tmeff2
Product: transmembrane protein with EGF like and two follistatin like domains 2
Exons: 10
Coding region: 420-1544 (374 amino acids)
Molecular function (GO): protein binding
Source: RefSeq, a predicted model, not a curated record